Molecule: messenger RNA, 1749 nt
Organism: Uncinocarpus reesii 1704
Lineage: Eukaryota; Fungi; Ascomycota; Eurotiomycetes; Onygenales; Onygenaceae
Exons: 2
Coding region: 1-1749 (582 amino acids)
Source: RefSeq, a predicted model, not a curated record
AUGGUAGAUUUUCCGUCGCCAUCGAAACCGGCUGCGCCGGUGGAUUCUGGCUCGGGCUCUAAGACCCAGAAUAAACAGAAGAAGAAAGCUCCACGUAAAAAUAGUUCGCAGGCGCGCGACGAUAAGAGGAACAUCACACUUAUAGUUCCUUCGCAGCGACAUUGGUCGUGGAAUAAUCUUCCCGACAUCUUGUACCAGUUUCGCCCGACCGAGCCAUUGAGCAGGAGUAGUGACCUCUUGCCAACGAAAUUAUCCCCAUACCCCAACGGGCCUCUAUUGAAGGAGUUAGAUAUAUUGCCAGAUCGAAUCGCCUCCUAUGUGGAGGAAUGGAAAGUUGAAGCAUGGAUGCGUUUAGAUCGGAGAAUUCAUCUGCAAGAUAUCCUCGACAGAAUGCAUCCAGAAUUCGUCGUGAAUUCCAAUGCUUUACAGCAACGCGGAGUGCGUUUCCGCCAAUUAUUUCAUCUAACCACCUGGGGGACUGGGAACAAAACGACGGAAGCGCAUAUCAAAAGUAUAGAGCAGAUGUUGCAAAAUCGUAACAUAAAUCUGGAAGACAAUACGACGAGGGGAUUGACUCCCGGCUUAAUCGACCCACAUGACCCCAGCAAAGGGAGGGUUGCUCUUCCGAAAGAAUAUGAAAAGAAAGCUAAGAGGUACGAGGAAAUGUACAUGAAAAAUGUUCCUUCCAACCCUCCGCGGCCCUCUACUAGCGCCAACCCAGGUCCGAGCGGGUUCCCUUGCAAUUCUCUCAGUCGCAGUUUUCCCUGCGAUAAUCAGCCUGCGGCCCCGGACAAUAGAUACAUAAAUAUUUACGAUAACCCUUUCGAUUUGGGCGGCAAGGUCAGUCGAGGCUUUCUUAGCAGCAGUCAGCUGUCACAAGGAUACAACACCUAUGAUAAUUUCGAUUAUGAUUUUGGACGUGGUAUUGGACAAGGCUUUCCGUCUCUUAUGAACUCUCGGAAUGAUGACGCGGAGUAUGGUGCGCUAAGAACUGACCGCUCUGUGGUUUUGAAUACUGCUGGCCAGGAAAACAAGACUGAUAACGAUUAUUUUGUCAACGAGUUACAUGAAACGAAUGGGAGCGGCAAUCGCCGAGUUAAUGAACGUCCUGUAGAGGAUGGCCGCAUGGAAAACAGAAGCAGUAAAACCAACGAUGAGGAAGACAACCGAAUAAAUACUGAUUCUUAUGUGAAUGGCGAGAACCUCAAACAAUCAAAAGGAAAAAGGAAAAGGGGAGAAACUCCGGAACGAAAUGCCAAAAAACAGAAAAUGGAAGCCGACAAACCUCAAGCGGCUGAGGAGUUCGAGGAAUUGCAAGAGCCAGAAGAACCGGGACAAGCAGGGGGCUCGCAAGAACGAGAGGACCCACGAGAACUAGGUGAGCCAGAGAAACUUGAUAUACCCGACAAUUCUGCAAACACUGCAUGGAGUGCGCUGGAAUGGAAACACACUGGUCUCAAUACGUUGAAUCCUCCCACCGAGAUGCCGCCACUCGUCCCAGACGAGGAGCCUUAUAUCCCUACCGGCACCAGCAGAUUAAUUCAAGAACAAAUGGACGUUCUCCAGCCGGUCGCAGGGGCCUUGGAACGGCUUUUUGGGAAUGCGGUGCAAAUAAAUUGGUCGGAAUGGCUGGAUCCUAGACAUGGCCCUCAGGUCGAGUAUAUCGAUCAAGAGGACGACGAAAUGUUGAAGCUCCUGCUCAACGAUGACGAAUACAAGUAUCUAAAGGAUCUCUUCAGCAGCUUCUGA